UGACCUCACACGCACGCGCUGAAGAAGAGCUGACUGGUUCAGCGCGCGCAUCUCAAGUGGCGAUCGCCGUUAAUAUUAAUAUUUUUGCUCUUAUAUUUUAGUCUGUUUUAAUGCGACAGUCACCGCGGAAGGGUGUGCUUGUGUAGACGGAUGGAGGAGUUUCUAAAGCACUUUAAAAACCACAGCAGAGCGGAUCAGCGCUGGCUGUGUGAGGUGUUCGAGUGUGUGAGACAGCAGCUCUAUCCGCUCCUCGACUCGUCUCUGGGUGUGUCAGUGGUGCGCCUGUCUCUGGCGGUGGUGUCGAAGGUCCAGAGAGCCGUCGGCUCGGAUCUGCCCGUCAGCUACAGGUGUGUGUCGGUGUCGCAGCUGAAGCGCGAGCAGAGGACCGCUUGCUUUAGCAGCCUCAGCUGGAGCUCCGCCCACUACAGGGACAGCGCCAGGGGGGCGGAGCUAAUGCUGCCUGAACACAAGCCACUCCCACGCGACAACCUGCUCCUGAUUGGCUCUCUGUGUGACGGGCGGGCCAGCGGCUCGAGUGACGGGGUGUGGCGCGUGAGAGACGCUGGAGGGAGUGUGUCCUGUACGAUGCUGACGUCGUCUUGUCUCUGGUUGGGGAGGCUGAUGCUGUUUCCCACAUGGAACUACAUCCCCCAGAAUGCACCUGACGCGGGUUACCUAGAGCUGAUCGACGCUCCGGUGUGCGUGACCCUGGAGGCCAUGGCCUUUGACCCCGGAGGAACCCUGAGUGAGGUCAUGAGUGUGACGCGGGCGGCUGAACUUCUGAGGCAGAGGUGUGAGGAUCAGGUGUGUGUGUGUGUCAGCGGGCAGGUGAGCGUGGUCUGUCCGCUGCUGCUGAUCGCUGGGAAGCGCUUCUUCUGCCUCAUCCUCAGUGACGGAGGAUCCUCAGUGCCCGUCUUCAUCACGGAAGCCAAGCAUCAGUACUGGAGGCAGUGUGUGUGUGUGGGCCGGAGUGUGUGGAUGUCGUCUCUGCGUGUGUGUUCACUGCAGGGUCUGGAGGGACGGCGUGUGUUGUCCGACAGCUGCCAGUCACGUCUUCAUCCGCACGAGAGCUCAGAACAACCAGACACACACACAGACACACUCACACACACACACACACACACACACACACCCCUGCUGCCAAGCUCCGCCCCCUCAGUCCGAGUCAAGCGCUCCACACUCAUCAGCUUCAAGGGUACAGUCACGAAGAUUUUGAACGCAGAGGCGGGGCUUUAUGAGAUUGACAGACAGGUGGGGCUUUGUCUGGCCUAUCAGCCGGCUCAGAAAUGGGGCGGCGGCUUGAGGCCGGGGGCGGAGAUUCAGCUCCACAACGUCCACUUCACGUACAACGCUUCCCCGUUCGCUCCGCGAGUCGUGCUGUGCGCGUGUCUGCGCUCCAGCGUGCAGAUCAGCGCCUUCAGCCGCCUGAGGUCAGAGGUCGAGGCGUCCGGGUCACAUGGGCCGCUGCAGCGCCUCCUGCUGGAGAGGAAUCUGGGUGCGUCGCAGUAUCUGUGGCUCUGCUACUGCUAUAGCGCCGUGAGCGAGAGGUUGUGUCCGCGCUGGGUGAGAGCGGAGCGAGUGUGUGUGGUCGCCGCGCGGCUGUUGGAGUUUGUGUGUGAGGCUGAACAGAAGACACAGAAAAAGAGGAACAUUUACAGAGAGAUGAUACAGGAACCGCACCAGUGCCCUGUUACCACGUACUGUGUGUGCUGGCCGUCGGUGGCGCUGUGGUCAGUGAGACAGGUGUGUGAGUGGAUGAGGCGUGAGGUGUGGGUGUCUCUCUCUCUGCCGUCUCUCCUCCCUCCCUCAGCGGGUCACAUGACGUCGCUGGAGCUGAACGCUUCGCUGUCCUGGUCCACACACUCGGCCCCGCUCACACACACACACUUGGACCCGCUGCUGUUACUGGGGGUUCUGGAGCUGGACUCGACCCGUGCCACGUUGCAGCUCCGAGACCAGACGCACGCGCUCGACUGUGUGUGUGUCCAGACCGGCCAAUCAGGAGCCAUCGACACCGCCUGGCAGGGCUGUCUAGUGUGUGUGCGGCAGUGUACUUUAGUCAUGGAGAGGUUCAUGAAGACAAAUUUCCCUUCCUGGAAACACCUGGAUCAGCCAAGUUACAUCACACACAAACACUGCAGGGUUUAUCUGCAGCUCCGUGUGGAUGAUCUGACCAUCAUCAGUCCGUCUGCUGCCAUGAGCCGCCGUCUGUCGGAGAGACGAGAGGAGUCCGCUCCGAGACCCAGACGACCUUUGACCCCUGCGGCAGCGCCCGAACGACCUCUGACCCCUGCGGCAGCGACCGAACGACCUCUGACCCCUGCGGCAGCGCCCGAACGACCUCUGACCCCUGCGGCAGCGACCGAACGACCUCUGACCCCUGCGGCAGCGCCCGAACGACCUCUGACCCCUGCGGCAGCGCCCGAACAACCUCUGACCCCUGCGGCGUGUGUGAGUCUGCUCCUCCGGCUGGAGAGCAAGCAGGGCGUGAGGCUCCAGAACGGCUCCGGCGCGGGUCACACACACACACACACACUGCAGCUGGGCUUCGUGUGCCGAGCCGUGUGUCUGGGAGACGCUCAGCGCUGGGAAAACGACCCCAGGAACUGCAGGACGCAGGAGCGGGAGCGAGACGGAGGAAGCAGGAAGAUUGAGCUGCACUUCAUGGGUUCGUGUGUUCGCUGGUUCCCCGUCCUUCAUCCUGGGUGUGUGUACAGACUAAUCGCACCCAACACUGCGGAUGUGAGUGUGUUAAAGGCCACAGGAGUUUCUGCGAGGGGCGGAGUCACACAGCUCGUUAGCCCCGCCCUCCUGCUGCAGCCGCAGUGGCGCUUGCACACGCUAACAGACACGCUAACAGACGGCCAGGCAGGUGUUCCUGCGCUCAUGAGCGUAUCCGAGGUUCUUCACAGCAGCUCCGCCCCUGAGAUCGUCUCCUUUUAUGGAGUCGUUUCUCAGCGAAUCACAUUACAGGAGGAAGGCGGAACUAAACCCAAGAUCCAAUCACUGACUGCCGCUAAAGAUCCAGGCGUUGUGGAGGACCUGAGGGUGCGUGUGAGCGUCCAGGAUUCUGCACGCGCUGGUCAUGUGAUCCACGUGUACCUGGACCUGUCGAGCGGCCCGUACACACACGGCCUGAUCCCCGGGGCGGCGCUGCAGAUACACCACGUGCAGCGCAAAGUGUCCCGGGCGGGUAACGUGUACUGCCGCUCUCUUCCCAUCAGCUGUGUGAGCGUCACUGAUCUGAGUUCAGUCUGUUCAGGGUCCGGUGUGCCUCAGGCUCCUCCUCCCAUGAUGCUCUUGGGCGAGUGGGCGUCGGCCAGGACGCAGCAGGGGGUGAUGGGUCAGGUCAAAGGUCACGUGGUGCGUGUGCUGUCUCUGCGGCUGCAGUGGACGUGUUCUCUCUGCGGGAGCAUCUUCAAACAGACGUCCUGUGGCCGAACUCACCCACCAUGUGACUCGACCAGCGCAGUGUUUCAGGCUGAGGCGAAGGUGGCGGUGGAGGACGGUUCUGGUGAGGCUCACGUCUGGUUCUCGUCUGAAACGGUGUGCGAUCUGCUGAUGUUGAGUGCGGGUCAGUGGGAGGGGCUUCAGAGGCACAUCAGGGUCAAAGGUCACGUCAAGGUGUACACACGCGGAUACAACAUGACAUGUGACGAGGACCCUGACGAGUCUUUAGUUCAGUAUUUGAACUGUUUGUGCUCCAGCACCGCUGUGUGUCGACAGAUUCACCUCACCUGCCGAAUACGAGCUCAGAGAACAGGGAAACCUCAGCUGAGGAAAGUUCAUCGAGGACAAACAGAAUUCAUCUGCAAAUUCGCACCUGCACUGCAGUUACAAUGCCAACACAUACACACACGCUAAACACACACACACACACGCUAAACACACACACACACACGCUAAACAC
This is a messenger RNA of Rhinichthys klamathensis goyatoka, 3910 nucleotides long. It is a transcript of the gene ctc1, whose product is annotated as CTS telomere maintenance complex component 1. Gene Ontology annotation, biological process: telomere maintenance via telomere lengthening; positive regulation of DNA replication. Lineage: Eukaryota; Metazoa; Chordata; Actinopteri; Cypriniformes; Leuciscidae. Gene Ontology annotation, cellular component: CST complex. The transcript is spliced from 23 exons. The record is from RefSeq and is a predicted model, not a curated record. Gene Ontology annotation, molecular function: single-stranded DNA binding; telomeric repeat DNA binding. The coding region runs from base 151 to 3864 and encodes 1237 amino acids.